Molecule: messenger RNA, 1380 nt
Organism: Trypanosoma grayi
Lineage: Eukaryota; Euglenozoa; Kinetoplastea; Trypanosomatida; Trypanosomatidae
Product: zinc-finger protein ZPR1
Exons: 1
Coding region: 1-1380 (459 amino acids)
Cellular component (GO): cytoplasm; nucleus
Molecular function (GO): zinc ion binding
Source: RefSeq, a predicted model, not a curated record
AUGCCGGAGCGUCCAGAGGAGCAGCAACUGACGUCCCCAAAGGAGGACGGAGCUGCUGAGUCUGGCACCAACUACAUCCAUACUGAACUCGGUGAGAUGAAUGAGAUUGAGUCGCGCUGCCCUCGCUGCGGUGAGAACGGCACAACGCGUCUCAUGAUCGCAAAUAUUCCGCACUUCAAGGAGAUCAUUGUGAGCAGUUUUGAGUGCCCCCACUGUGGCGAGCGCAACAACGAGGUGACGUUUGGCGGUACAUUUGGCCCCAAGGCAGUACGCUACGAACUUGAAGUAAAAUCCAAAAAAGACCUGGACCGCCAGGUGGUGAAGUCGGAGUACGCGACCGUGCGUAUCCCGGAGCUGGAACUGGAGAUUCCUACAGAGUCGAAGAAGGGUAUGCUCAACACGGUGGAGGGAUUUUUGGAACAGACAGAGUCCGGAUUGCAGAUACAGCAGCCUCUGCGGCGCAUCCAAGAGCCGGAGCUCUACGAGAAACUCGAGGUGUUCUGUGAGAAGCUUCGGCAGUAUCGCAAAGGCGAUAUACCCUUUACCUUCAUCAUUGAUGACCCUGCUGGUAGCAGCUACAUCGAGGCGUACUAUGACUACUACCACCCUACCAUCGAUCCACAGCUUACGCGCUACGAGAAGGAACGUACGGACAUCGACCGCCAGCUGCUGGGGCUCGCCAUUGAUUACAAUACACAACGAACAGAUGAAGAGCAGCGGGAAGUGGAGGAGGGCCAAUUUGAUGACGUUAUGCGCAUGGAGACUGAUUGCCCUGCGUGCAAAAAACAGGGAUUCAUUAACAUGCAGCAGGUGAAUAUCCCCUACUUUAAGGAGACCGUCAUUAUGGCGUUUCGCUGCGACUACUGUGGAUAUAAGAGCAACGAGGUGAAGUCCGGCGGAAAGGUCUCGGAAAAAGGUCUCAAGAUUACUCUGUGUGUUGAGUCGGAGGAUGAUUUGAAGCGUGAUGUACUCAAGUCUGACACUGCAACGCUUCAAAUCCCAGAGGUGGAACUAGAGUUGGCGCCCGGCACACUUGGAGGUUUCUUCUCUACCGUUGAGGGCACCAUUGUGAUGGUACGCGACCAGCUGCGCAGCUUGCCACAGGCGGAGUUCGCCAAGGGUGACUCGGCCGCUACAGAUGCAAACAGCAAGACGCUAGUGGAGUUCGCAAAGGAGCUUGACGAACUUCUUGAGAUGAAGAAGCCAUUCACGUUCAUCCUUGAUGACCCACUGGCGAACGUUUACGUGCAGAACCCGCGUGAGCAUCUGCCUCCGCCGGACAACGAAGACCCGAGGCUGAAAAAGGUUGAUUACGGGCGUACCUUUGAGCAGGACGAGGAGCUCGGCUUUCACCAGAUGGCCGUGGAUGAUACGUCAUAA